AUGGAAGAAUGUGAAGCAUUGUGCACAAGAAUUGCUAUCAUGGACAAAGGACAAAUCCGUUGUAUUGGCAGCAAACAACAUUUAAAAAACAAGUACGGAAUGGGAUAA
Molecule: messenger RNA, 108 nt
Organism: Strongylus vulgaris
Lineage: Eukaryota; Metazoa; Nematoda; Chromadorea; Rhabditida; Strongylidae
Source: the annotation of a GenBank genome assembly